AUGGCAAUUCAAGGAGGAAUAAAAGAGAUUCACAGAAUACAUGUUACCAAUUUGACGCGGUUGACAGUUGAAUGUGAGUCGUUUCUUCCGAAUCCUGUGUCGAGGUUGGACCCUAUGUCGAGUCUGAGGGAACAAACGCAGUUACUAGGCAUAUGUUUGCGUAAGAUUAUAGGGGAGCUCUCAUUGUCAUCACCAGUUGACCUUUUGUUAUCGUUCAGGCGUUGGUUCUCAAAUAAGUAUCUUCUGGAGUGCUACAAGAAGUGUCUUUCUGCAGUACCAAAGGUUAUAUUUUCCAUCGAUAGCCCUGUCUUUAGGUCAAAGGUCAGGCCUACGUUUGUCGUUUGCGUGAUGAAUCUUUAUUCGAGCUUGGUUCAAGUUCAGGAAAUUUUGGGUGGCGGUUUCGAUGGCUUAGGACAAUUAAUUAGUUCUUUCGAAGAUCAGUUCUUUUCGUCUUAUAACGAUGCCAACAAUUGUAUUCUAAGGCUUGAUCAGGUUCAUGAUUUGCUAUCACACACUUUUGACGUAGUAUCAGCACCACUGAUGGAUAUUUCAAAAGUGGCUAAAAGGGACUUUUUUAGACUAUCGCUGAAGAAAUUCAGUUUUGACCGUUCCUUGGUGGAAAUAUGCCAGUUUUCCAAUGGGGAACUUGCUGUUUUUAAGAUAAAUUCAGAAGAAUUACCAAAUAUCUCGAGUUCUCCAAAAAAAUUACUAUCACAACUUCUGAAAGGAAACUACAAACUAUUGGAUCUCGGAAGGACUUUACUUUUUCCCUCGUUGAGGAGACAUGACCUGGAGAUCUUCGAUCUUUUAUCACAAUCAACAGUGCAAUUGAGAACGGCCACUGGUAACAAUGUUACCUUGAUGGUUCAAUGUAUUGACCCUUUACAGUGGGAAUCGCAUUGGAAACAGUCAUUUAAAAGGCUAUUUGAUAAAAAUGAUUUAAUACCGACCAUACUUCGAUCCAGCUCUUCUGCCUCAAUAACAAAAUCAUCACACUCUUAUCAAAAAUUCAAAUUGAAGCUUUCUAAACUUGAAGAUUUAAGACCGCUGAGUAGUGAAGGACUCCCAAUAAUGUUACCAUCUCCGGUUUCUCCUACAGAUACUAACACUACGUCGACGCAAGCACAAUCUCAAGCAAAAAAACCUCAGACAGGACUGCAUAGGUCCAAACCCUUAAGAAGGCCACUUUCUACGUUAAUGUCUGUAGAACAAGAGACGGGGUCUCAAGUUGGAAGGCUAGCCAAUUCUUCAUUAUUGGCUUCGCCGUCUCUGCAAGAAAUUGCAAAUCUCAGUUGCGACAAGUUGAUUGAACUGGAUAGAGCCAUCGAAAUGGACUUCUCACCCCUUGCAACACCUGAGCUAACUAUGCAAAAGUACAAGAGUGUCUCCGAAGAACCUUCAUUAGAGAGGAUAACAAUAAACUCAGAAAAAGAUGUUGAAGUCAGCGAUCUCGAAAGUUUUAUUUCAACAGAACCAGAACACAAAGGGGAUCCACAUAAUGAAUCGCCAGUGUUCAAUCCUGUGGCCGGUAUGUAUAAACCAAUGCUGUAUACUAGGAACUCGUCUUCCUUGUUGAGUAUUUUUAGUUCAAAGAGUAAAAAAGAUGAGGAAACAAUUAGAGGACCCGAGAAAAUUGAGAGGGAAGUAGAAAAAAGAAGUAAUUCUUCUUCAAUGUCUUCACUUUUUGAUGCGAAAUCGACGGACAGCCCAACUGAAAAGGAGUCGGAAACACUACCACCAGGUAUUGAUACCCGCAACGACGAAGUUAUAUUCGAAAACAAUCAAGUGAGAAUUUCAUUUUGGAAUGGGAAACAUUGGAACAGGGUUGGGAAAAGUGCUCUGACUUUUUUAAUUUACAGACUUGGAGAUGGUAAUACAGUCAUGUUAGCACGUACAGCAGAGGAAAGCAAAUCAUGUAAAUUUGCCAUAAAAAUUUCCAAAGGGUGGAAAUGCAUCAGAUCAGCAGCACAAGACAUUCAAAUCGUAAUACCGAAAGAAGACUUUAUGGCUAGCAUGAUUCCUUCCGAGUUCAAUACGCUGACCUUAAGAUGUCUGCAAGUGGAAAGAUUGUUGAACAUUCUACAGCAUUGUAUAAAAGGAGAUUUACCAAGCUCUAUGCCGAAGUCUUCCACAGUACAGACACUAUCAAGUAUGCCUUCAUCAUGUAUUAGCAAUCCCUUAACACGAUCUUCCACUGCCAUGUCAGGCCUAACUGAUCCAAAAACGGACACAAUCAAUACAGUUCUUCUCUUAUCUUCUUUAAAAGUCAAAAUUCACAGUGCAAUUGAAGGAAAGGGCUGGAAUGUACAAAGCAUUGGUCAUGUUGAUAUAUGUGUGCAAGAGUCAAAAGACACAAUAAUAGCGGUAAAAUUCAAUAUUGUUUUGAUGGACAAAAAACCGCUAACAUUCAUCAGUCAAUUAGAUGAAAUUGAAAGGAUUGGCCGGACUGGGCUUCUAUUAGCUUCCAAAAAAAAUGAAAAGCUUUUAGAAUUUCAAAACAAAAUUGUAGCUGAUCAAGUUUAUCAACUGAUAAAGCCAUCAUAA
Molecule: messenger RNA, 2544 nt
Organism: Zygotorulaspora mrakii
Lineage: Eukaryota; Fungi; Ascomycota; Saccharomycetes; Saccharomycetales; Saccharomycetaceae
Gene: RBH1
Product: Rbh1p
Exons: 1
Coding region: 1-2544 (847 amino acids)
Source: RefSeq, a predicted model, not a curated record